CCCGCCGCCGCGCCCUCGGCUCCAGCGCGGGGGAUUUCCUGGGAGCCGCCCGCCGGGGAAGCGAAAGCGAAAGGGGCCGAGGCCGCGGGGCUCCGGGACCGAGAUCGCGCCGCCAUGCAGCCCGUGCUCCUGCUCCUCGCCGUGGCCGUGGGCUGCGCGCCCGUCGCGGCGGGACCCGCCGUGCUCGACUGCUGGUUCGUGCAGGACGCGGGCCGCGGCCGCCUGGAGAAGAAGCCCGCAGCGCUGCUGCUGCGCCCGGGCGAGGGGCCCGUGCCGCCCCGGCCCGACCUCGGCCCCGAGUUCUACCUGCAGGUGCACGACCCCGCUGGCGCCCUGAGGGUCGCUUUCCAGCGCGUCACCCGGGACGCCCCCGCGCCGCACUGCGAAGUGAGCCACUACGUGCCGCUGCCCGCCUCUGCGCCCUGGGCCGCCGGCCUGGCCCCCGAGCGGAGCUGCCCGCGCGCGCUGGACGGCACCUGGUACUUGGUGAGCGUCACCAGCCAGCUGCUCAGCCUGUCCAGCCUCUUGCGGCUGCAGCCCAGACCUUCGCAGGAGCAGGAGCAGGAGCCGGGUCUCGUCACCGUGGUCACAGCUGUGCUGACUGUCUUCUCCCACACCCCCAAGUCUCGAGUUCGCCUGGGACAAGAUGCAGUGCUGGACCUGAGCUUUGCAUACGCACCCCCAUCCACGGUUGGGGACGCGCCGGCUCCAGGGGUCCCUCCCUUUGGGCUGGAGUGGCGGCGCCAGCACCUGGGCAAGGGACACCUGGUCCUGGCCUCCACUCCUGGGCUAAAGGGGUCGCUGCCCAGAGCCCAGGAUGGGGCAGUGACCUUUGCUGCUUGGGAUGAUGACGAGCCGUGGGGCCCAUGGACCGGAAACGGGACUCUCGUGCUGCCUGCAAUCCAUCCCUCCCAGGAGGGCUCCUACCUGGCCACUGUCCAUCUGCCCUACCUGCAGGGGCAGGUCACCCUGGAUCUUGCAGUGCAGAAACCCCCCACCGUGUCUCUGAUGCCAGCACCUCUGGUGUGGGCUGCCCCCGGGGAGGCCCCCCCAGAGCUGGUCUGCCACGUAUCCCAGUUCUACCCGCCCGAGGGGCUGGAAGUGGAGUGGGAGCUCCGGGGCGGCCCUGGGGGCGCCUUCCAAAAGGCAGAGGGGCAGCGAUGGCUCUCAGCCCUGCGCCACCACGCCGAUGGCUCUGUCAGCCUCUCCGGACACCUGCAGCCACCCCCGGUCACCCUCGAGCAGCACGGAGUCCGCUACGCCUGCCGCGUCCGCCACCGCACGCUGCCAACCUUCGGGCGCAGUGCAGCGGUCACGCUGGAGGUGGCAGGUCUCUCGGGGCCCUCCCUGGAGGACGGCGUUGGCCUCUUCCUGUCUGCCUUUCUCCUCCUUGGACUGCUGAAGGCGCUGGGCUGGGUUGCUGCCUACCUGACUGGUCCCAAGGAGGAUUUGAAGGAGGAGAAAGAGAAAACAAAGUGAAGGCCACCAUUUAGGGGAAGCCAACAUGAUUUUGGGCCUGAGCUACUGGAACGGCUCCCAAACAGUACUGCCUGCCUACCUGCUCCUGCUCCCUUGGAUCUCUCUCCACUGAUUGAAUCUUUUUUUUUUUUUAAAUCAGAGGCUGGGUGGAGGAAUGGGGAGUUUGUGUGUGUGUGUGUGUGUGUGUGUGAGUGUGUGUGUUGUUUUGUUUUUGGGCCAUACCCAGUGAUUCUCAGAGGUUACUCCUGGCUCUGCACUCAGAAAUUACUCCAGGAAGUGCUCAGGGUAUCCUAUGGGAUGCUGGGGAUCGAAUCAAAUCCGGUUGACCGUUUGCAUUGCUCUGGCCGUGUGUGUGUGUGUGUGUGUGUGUGUGUGUGUGUGUGUGUGUGUGUGUGUGUCUGGAGUUUUUAGGACUUGAAUCACUGAGCAUCCCUUACUCCCUGGGAUAGAAUCAAAUCCGCUUGACGAUUUGCAUUGCUCUGGCUGUGUGUGUGUGUUCUGGAGUUUUUAGGACCUGAAUCACUGAGCUUCCCUCUCUGGGAUACUUUAUGAAAGACAGAAAUCUAUACCUUUCAUCUUAAAGUUCUAGGGCAGUACUUCUCAAAAAUAAAAAUUUCUUUUUUUUUAAAUCUCA
This is a messenger RNA of Sorex fumeus (smoky shrew), 2113 nucleotides long. It is a transcript of the gene TAPBP, whose product is annotated as TAP binding protein. Gene Ontology annotation, cellular component: membrane. The record is from RefSeq and is a predicted model, not a curated record. The coding region runs from base 115 to 1479 and encodes 454 amino acids. The transcript is spliced from 8 exons. NCBI's taxonomy places the organism in Eukaryota, Metazoa, Chordata, Mammalia, Eulipotyphla, Soricidae. Gene Ontology annotation, biological process: antigen processing and presentation of endogenous peptide antigen via MHC class I.